UGAGUUUUUACAAGAAAAAAAUGAAUAUUUGCAGUAAAAAAAUGAAUCCAAUUGUAAUUUGUAUUAGAAUGGGGAAUACAAACAGUUCUAUUUCUUAUAUAAAUGAAAAUGGAAAAGUUAUUAUUAUUACUAGUCAAGAAGGAGAACGUCAAAUUCCUAUAGCUAUAUCAUAUUUAGAUGGAGAAGAAUAUCAUGGUAUGCAAGCAAAAUUUCAGCUUGUAAGAAAUUCAAGAAAUACAAUAAUUCACUAUAAAAAAUUUCUUGGGGAAAAAAUGGAAUCUAUAGAUUUAAUAGAAGAGGAAUAUUCAGCUCAACCUAGUAUUUUAAAUAAUCAAUUAGUAUACAAAAUCACUAGCGUUUCUAGUGAGGGAGAAUUAAUUGAACAAAUGAUUACUUUAGAAGAAGUAAUGAUUUCUCAUUUAAAGUAUUUAAAACAAUGUGCAAUUGAAUAUAUUGGAAAAUCUAUUAUGGAUGUUGUUUUUACUAUUCCUACAGAUUUUUCAACAACACAAAUAGAAAUUUUGGAAGAUUGUGCAAAAAAGGCGGGUCUUAAUGUUCUUCAAUUUAUAAAAGAAUCAAUUGCACAAGUUCUUGCAUAUUCAGAAGAAAAGGAAUAUUUAGAAUCAAUUGAUAGAAUUGUUGUUGUUGCAGAUUUUGGAGAAAUUAGAAGUGAUGCAACUGUUAUUGCUUUUAGAAAUGGAAUGUAUACUAUUCUAGCAACUCAGAGUAAUGAAAAAUUGGGAGGGAAACUUUUAGAUGAAUGUCUUGUUAAUCAUUUUCUAAAAGAAUUCCAAAAAAAAUAUAAUUUGGAUCCCAGUAAAGAUGCUAAAGCAAUGGCUAAAUUAAGGAUAGAAUGCGAAGCAACCAAGAAAAGUCUUAGUUCUAAUGUUUUUUCGACAAUUAGUGUCGAAUGCAUGUUUAAUGGCUAUGAUUUUUUCUCUAAUAUAAAUAGAAUUCGUUUUGAAAUAUUAGGAAAACAUAUUUUUGAUGAAAUGGUUUCAUUAGUAAAAAAUGUUAUCAAAAAGGCUCAAUUAGAAGAAUUCGAUAUAGAUGAACUCAUUCUUGCUGGUGGAACUUCUCAUAUACCUAAAAUUUCAAACAUGUUUAGUUAUAUUUUUCCAGAAAAAACUCUGAUUCGUUCACAAUCUCUGCGUACUUCUAGAUUAAGUCCUUCUGAUAUCGAAUCUUAUGGUGCUGCCAUACAUGUUUCUUUGAUUUCUUCUUUCACUAAAUCUGAAAUUGAUAACUUAAUGCUUCCAGAGAUUACUUCGAUACCUCAUCUAUUAAAUCCUAUUGGGGUUGUUGUCAAAUCUGACGAUGAUACUGCUUUUAUUCCUAUGAUUCAUUCAUAUACUCCUGUUCCUGUUCAGAAAAGUAUUAUUCUUCAUAAACCAUCUGAUCUGGAUGAUUUUCAUAUCAUUAUUUAUGAAGCAAUUGGUCAUAUUCAUUCAAAAAAAACUAAUUUAUUAUCUCAAAAUACACUUUCUGAUACUGACGAUUCUUCUAUACAUGAAUCUUCAAGAAUCUUAACUCCUUCAAAAAAAAUAGCUGAAUGCAUUCUUCAAAAUAUUACUUCUAGUGCAAAAAUAAAACUAACUAUUCAGGUUGAUUCUAAUCUAAAAACAACUAUUACUGCAACGCCUCUUUCACCUCUUCGAGGUCCUCUACUUAAAGGUGAAAUACUGGCUCUUCAAAAAAAUAUAUAAAUUCUAUAUUUUCUAUAUCAAAUCAUUUAUACAUCUCAUUGUUAUA
Messenger RNA from Pneumocystis carinii B80, 1752 nucleotides. RefSeq lists its product as hypothetical. Gene Ontology annotation, biological process: protein folding. Gene Ontology annotation, molecular function: ATP binding; ATP-dependent protein folding chaperone. NCBI's taxonomy places the organism in Eukaryota, Fungi, Ascomycota, Pneumocystomycetes, Pneumocystales, Pneumocystaceae. The record is from RefSeq and is a predicted model, not a curated record. Gene Ontology annotation, cellular component: nucleus; cytosol. The coding region runs from base 21 to 1706 and encodes 561 amino acids. The transcript is spliced from 3 exons.